Messenger RNA from Aspergillus wentii DTO 134E9, 810 nucleotides. RefSeq lists its product as uncharacterized. The record is from RefSeq and is a predicted model, not a curated record. The transcript is spliced from 2 exons. The coding region runs from base 1 to 810 and encodes 269 amino acids. NCBI's taxonomy places the organism in Eukaryota, Fungi, Ascomycota, Eurotiomycetes, Eurotiales, Aspergillaceae.
AUGGCCGAUGUUCACAAUGGAUGCAUUUUCUGGCUGCCAGAAUACAAAGAGGCAUCGAGACUGCUUCAUCCGGGACUGCCGCCGGGAUGUCUCAAUCAUCCGGUCAUCAUUGUCGGCUGUGAAGAACAGUCUGUGACGGUUGUUUUGCUUACGACAUUCAACAAUAAACCGCUCGGCAAAAAGUCGCGGAAAUGGACCACGCAUCUUCCCCUUGAAUCUUCGACUCCCCAUCCAAUAUAUAAAAUCGUCCUUCGCCUGAAGAAUCGCAAGAGCUGGACAUCGCGAAAACAAAGCUACGCCAAGAUCGAGAAUACAUUCGUCGUGGAUCGCAAAUUACUCAGACCAUGUAAGAACAAAAAGAAGGUUGAGUUGACAGCAGAGUCAUUUCUCGAUCUGAUAUACUAUGUCCAUCGCUUUUCUCCUCUGCGAUCUGUGAUAUCGUCAACGUGGUCCGAAGACUCCACUCUCGGAGAUGAUAUACGCGCCAUUUCUCCCCGAUCUUCAGAUUACGGUACUAUCAAUGUCUACGUCCACGGGCAGCGAAUGUCCUCCUACGCAGCCGACAGACUACCUCCGAACAGCCCGAUGAGAAGAGCUUCAUCUCUCCCUCUGGGCUAUCCGUCAACACAGCAGCAAUUCUACCCGAAUACCUACUCGCAGCCAUAUGGACGAACUCGAGAUCUGAUUCGCUAUCCUUUACGGUCGGCAGAGAGGAGAAAUCCAUCGUGUUGGACGGUGUUGUUUGUGGUGUUGCUUUGUUGGGUUCUUGUUUUGGGGUUGGCGGCUAGGGUUUAUUCGGAUUUGAAAUGA